AUGCUGCAGCUCGAGGCUAAUCUUCAAGUCCACAGGGAUUCCGUUGAACGAAUUGGGUAAGCCGUAAUGACAUGCGUUGAUAAAAGAAAGGUCAAUUUUAUUGUAUUAUAAUAUCGUUGUAGGAAGGAAAUUGCGGCCCUUCGAGGACUCCCUUCGAUCCGAGAGAAUGGCCAUGAACUCUUGUUGUACUCGAAUAUUAGACAAUACAGUAGCUACUUCCUCAAAGUAAGCAUCUUUUUUAUUGUUUAUGUCAUCACGGAACUCAAAACGGCCUCUUUAGAAGUACUUCCUUUUUGUUGACUUAUCUUAAUAGUUAAUUAAUUGCAGAAAGUUUUCUAUUCUUACGAUAUCCUUUAAUCUUGCAUAAUAUUUGAGCUUUACUGGAAAAAAAUUAAAACACAAUCUCCGAGAUAGCCGUGAUGACGUAACAACCAGUGUCCCCGAUCUAAAUUUAUAUUCAAGGAGACGAAACAAGAUUGGGUGGUCGAAAGAACGGCCGAAGUCGAGGAAACGGACCGUUCUCAUGUCAUUUCUUGGGCCAAGAUCCGUCAUUUACUUUGUGGCUAG
Molecule: messenger RNA, 567 nt
Organism: Bursaphelenchus xylophilus (pine wood nematode)
Lineage: Eukaryota; Metazoa; Nematoda; Chromadorea; Rhabditida; Aphelenchoididae
Source: the annotation of a GenBank genome assembly